AUGGUGUUUGGUGAGUUUUUCCAUCGCCCUGGACAAGAUGAGGAACUCGUCAACUUGAAUGUGGGGGGCUUUAAGCAGUCUGUCGACCAGAGCACCCUCCUGCGGUUUCCACAUACCAGACUCGGGAAGCUGCUCACCUGCCACUCGGAAGAGGCCAUUCUGGAGCUGUGCGAUGACUACAGUGUGGCCGACAAAGAGUACUAUUUUGAUCGGAACCCCUCCUUGUUCAGAUAUGUUUUGAAUUUUUAUUACACGGGGAAGCUGCAUGUCAUGGAGGAGCUGUGUGUGUUCUCAUUCUGCCAGGAGAUCGAGUACUGGGGGAUCAAUGAGCUCUUCCUCGACUCCUGCUGCAGCAAUCGCUACCAGGAACGCAAGGACGAGAACCACGAGAAGGACUGGGACCAGAAAAGCAACGAUGUGAGUACCGACUCCUCCUUCGAAGAGUCCUCUCUGUUUGAGAAGGAGCUGGAGAAGUUUGACCAGCUGCGAUUCGGCCAGCUCCGGAAGAAGAUCUGGAUUCGAAUGGAAAAUCCGGCUUACUGCCUGUCUGCUAAGCUCAUCGCCAUCUCUUCCUUGAGCGUGGUGCUGGCCUCCAUUGUGGCCAUGUGUGUCCACAGCAUGUCGGAGUUCCAGAACAAGGAUGGGGAGCUGGAUGACCCUGUGCUCGAGGUGGUAGAGAUCGUGUGCAUUGCUUGGUUCACUGGUGAGCUUGCCAUCCGGCUGGUGGCUGCUCCCUGUCAAAAGAAAUUCUGGAAAAACCCUCUGAACAUAAUUGAUUUUGUCUCCAUUAUUCCCUUCUAUGCCACGUUGGCUGUAGACACCAAGGAGGAAGAGAGCGAGGACAUUGAGAACAUGGGCAAGGUGGUCCAGAUCCUCCGGCUGAUGAGGAUUUUCCGGAUUCUCAAGCUUGCCCGGCACUCAGUAGGACUUCGGUCUCUAGGUGCCACACUGAGGCACAGCUACCAUGAAGUUGGGCUGUUGCUUCUCUUCCUGUCUGUGGGCAUUUCCAUCUUUUCUGUGCUCAUCUACUCGGUGGAGAAAGAUGACCACACAUCCAGCCUCACCAGCAUCCCCAUCUGCUGGUGGUGGGCCACCAUCAGCAUGACGACUGUGGGCUAUGGAGACACCCACCCGGUCACCUUGGCUGGGAAGCUUAUCGCCAGCACAUGCAUCAUCUGUGGCAUCUUGGUGGUGGCCCUUCCCAUCACCAUUAUCUUCAAUAAGUUCUCCAAGUAUUACCAGAAGCAGAAGGACAUUGAUGUGGACCAGUGCAGUGAGGACCCCCCAGAGAAGUGUCAUGAGCUUCCUUACUUUAACAUUAGGGAUAUUUAUGCACAGCGGAUGCACGCCUUCAUUACCAGCCUAUCUUCUGUGGGAAUCGUGGUGGGUGACCCUGAUUCCACAGAUGCCUCGAGCAUCGAAGACAACGAGGACACUUACAACACAGCAUCCUUGGAGAAUUGCACAGCCAAAUAAGCAGGGAUGUUUGUGCCUGUAUCUUGUGUCCCUCCCCGAUGAUAGGUUAACACAGCUUUAUAAACCUCAAUGGGUUCGUUAAAAUCAUUUAAUUCUCAGGGUGUACCUUUCAGCCAUAGUUGGACAUUUCAUUGCUCUGAAAUGAUAGAAUCCUCUUUAUUUUUCUCAGUGAAGUGAAUUAAAUGCCUUGUUCUGAAAUUUAUUUUUACAAGAAGGAGUUGUGAUAUGAUUUUGGAAAAAAAAAGAUAAAUGGUAUUGGGUGGGAUUUGUUGCUACGGUUUAUGUAUCAUUCUGUUUGUCAUUUACUCACAUUGAGCUGUCAAUUACUGACAAGUAGAAUCAA
Messenger RNA from Pteronotus mesoamericanus, 1819 nucleotides. RefSeq names its product potassium voltage-gated channel modifier subfamily S member 3 (gene KCNS3). Gene Ontology annotation, molecular function: protein binding; voltage-gated potassium channel activity. The coding region runs from base 1 to 1476 and encodes 491 amino acids. Gene Ontology annotation, biological process: potassium ion transmembrane transport; protein homooligomerization. The transcript has a single exon. The record is from RefSeq and is a predicted model, not a curated record. Gene Ontology annotation, cellular component: voltage-gated potassium channel complex; membrane. Lineage: Eukaryota; Metazoa; Chordata; Mammalia; Chiroptera; Mormoopidae.